CAGGCGGUGUUGUCUUCGGCGACAGAGCCGGUGAUCAACCGUGUUUUGAUAAAGCGGAUGACGGUGUCUGAGGCCUUUCGCGACCAUCUCAAGGACGCGAACCUGCUGCAGUUCUUCGGCGCGUCCCUCUCGUCGAACCUGCUGAAGAAGCCCACGUUCGAGCUCACCGUCAUGAUCGCGGGCCUGCUGCCCCUGGGCACGGUCGCGACGCGCGGUUUCUUCGUAGCGCUCCUCUUCACGACCGCCACCCUGCCUGUCACGAACCUCAAGUUCUGGAUGUCUCUGCAGAUGCCCGUGAGCGAGGCCAUGCGGCUGAACAUGCUCUACAAGGCCUACGCCCCCACGCUGGCGCGCGACGUCGCGUACGCGACGGCGCGCGGCCUCGCGAUGCAGGCGCUGCUGGCGUCGGACGGUCAGUCAGACAUAGUCGUCAUUUUUCUGUCUGUGCUACUUGGCUGCUUCCUGGCGUCUCCCUUCAACGAGUGGAGGGGGUACUGCUUACAGGACGAAGUUGCCCUGUCCGCAUGGGACUUCUUCAAGCCGGUAGACGUGCUGCGGUCCAGCAGCCUGGGCGCUUUCAACCAGGCGCUGUCGCUGGCCGCGGGCUACUGGUUGAGCACAGUUGUGCUUGGUUUCGGAGGGCCGGCCGCGGCGCUUGCUCCCAGCGGCCGCUCGCACGUUCCAUUUGAAGCGGGCUGUGCUCGCCCGUUCCAUUUGAAGCGGGCUGUUUCGAUCACAGCUUUGAACUGUCACAGUUUAAUACAGCCGCUGAGACUUCUUUUCCCAACGCUCAGCGCUGCGGAAGGGCUGCUGAUCAGGGAAGGGCUCAUUCGGAGGGCCAGGUCCUCGGAGGGUGCCUUGCUCUCGCGAGGCUCUGCCCUAGAGUCCCCAUGACUCCCUCCUCGUCUUCCCUCCUCUCCUCCUCUCCUCCCUCCUCCCUUCUCCUCCCCCCACCCCCGCCGCCCCUUCCUCCUCUUCCUCCUCCGCCCUCUCCCCGUGCAAGCGAUGCCUCAUGUCCAGCAGAGGCGAGCUUCGGCAUAGACAGAUGCGCCGCCGCCUCGCGUACAGCGCGCGCGAGAGGCAUCGUUCGGAGACGCCCUGCUGCGGGCGGCAGCCAGGAGAGGAGGAGGAGGA
Messenger RNA from Prorocentrum cordatum, 1134 nucleotides. The record is from the annotation of a GenBank genome assembly. NCBI's taxonomy places the organism in Eukaryota, Dinophyceae, Prorocentrales, Prorocentraceae.